Molecule: messenger RNA, 747 nt
Organism: Chenopodium quinoa (quinoa)
Lineage: Eukaryota; Viridiplantae; Streptophyta; Magnoliopsida; Caryophyllales; Amaranthaceae
Product: replication factor A protein 1-like
Exons: 6
Coding region: 1-747 (248 amino acids)
Source: RefSeq, a predicted model, not a curated record
AUGGCGUUCACUAUGAUAUCUGACCUUACCCCUCUUAAAGAAUCAUGGAGAAUAAAAGCUCGUAUUGUGAGGCUAUGGUACCAACCUGACUAUUCCAAUAUAAAAAAAAUUAACUCACUUGAGUUAAUUUUAGUUGAUGAGAAGGGAUCUAAUUUACAAGCAACUAUCGAAGAAUCACUCAUUCGACGAUUUGAAGGUCUUGUGAAAAAGGGCACUUCCCGUAUUAUCUCUAGCUUCGGAAUGAUUACUAAUGCUGGCAAACAUUUGGCCCAUGCCUAUAAAGUGAACUUCUAUUAUAGGACUAUUGUUAGGGAUUGUGAAGAUGCACAACUUCCUCAAUACAGAUUUGAUUUUGUGUCAUUCGACAAAAUCCUUAAACAACAUAUCAAUGAGGUGAUUUUAGUAGAUGUUAUUGGAGAGCUUACCGGCAUGGAUGAUCUUAUCAAUAUUUCAAAAACUGAUACCCCAAAUAACAAAUUGACAAUUGAGCUAGAAGACCUGCACAAAAACAAGUUGACUGGUACAUUGUAUGGAAAAUAUGCUGAACAACCUUCGGACUCACCUACUAAAGAUGACAUCCAAGGACCCAUAGUUGUAGUACUACAAUUUGCUAGAUUAAGAGUUUUAGAGAUGAAGUUUCUAUAUCAAAUUCAUUAUGGGCGACAACAUUAUUCAUCAAUAAUGUGGAUAUACCUGAGGUGCAAGAACAAAGUGUUCAAGGUGAAAAAAAUUCACAAUCUCAUGUAA